Messenger RNA from Haplochromis burtoni (Burton's mouthbrooder), 4917 nucleotides. RefSeq names its product tetratricopeptide repeat protein 39C. The record is from RefSeq and is a predicted model, not a curated record. Gene Ontology annotation, molecular function: protein binding. The transcript is spliced from 14 exons. Gene Ontology annotation, biological process: otolith morphogenesis; cilium assembly. Bases 476 to 2218 code for a protein of 580 amino acids. NCBI's taxonomy places the organism in Eukaryota, Metazoa, Chordata, Actinopteri, Cichliformes, Cichlidae.
UCCUCCCGGCGAUGCGCUGUGCGUUAUGACGCCAGGCCGUUUGACGAGCGCAUUACGUGGGGCUGUCAGAGCAGCACAGCAGCCGCGUUAUGUAAUGCAUCGGGUGUUGCUGCACGGAUCUCAAGAUCUGGAGGAAAACUGACGGAUGGCUGAUUUGGUAACAAAUAACCGCGUGCCGGCGUUUGACUGAGCUUACAACUACAAUGCUAACUGUAAACUGUAGGAGUGCAGUGUGAUAGAGCCUGAUUGGGACAUCGGUGCCCAUCCCUGAGGUGCACAGACGUCUGGAGCCUGCGGAAGCUGCACAUCUUUUUUUUUUUUUUUUAGCCGGCCGCUGGCGCGUCUGUGUUCAACGUGUUCUCUUAUCUCAGUGGAAAUAAACUAAUGCGGGUUUGGCUGAGGGAAGAAACAACAUCGUCUUUUGUUCUUUAUUGCGUUGGUUUGAGCCAACAGCCGCUGAGCUGUGGUAUAAACAAUGGCGGGUCCCGAGCAGUCCCAGCAGCAGCAGCAGCAGCAGGUAGAGGAGAAGGCAGAGCACAUAGAUGAUGCUGAGAUGGCUCUGCAAGGCAUUAACAUGCUGCUCAACAACGGCUUCAAGGAAAGCGACGAGCUGUUCAGGAGAUACAGGGGCCAGAGCCCAUUGAUGAGCUUUGGGGCCAGUUUUGUCAGCUUUCUGAAUGCCAUGAUGACAUUUGAGGAGGAGAAGAUGCAGACUGCCUGUGAUGAUCUGAGGACCACUGAGAAACUGUGUGAGAGCGACAGCGCUGGAGUCAUAGAGACAAUCAGGAACAAGAUUAAAAAGAGUAUGGACUCUCAACGGUCCGGCGUUGUUGUCGUGGACCGCCUGCAGAGACAGAUAAUCGUCGCCGACUGCCAAGUAUACCUUGCUGUGCUCUCUUUUGUCAAACAGGAACUCUCAGCGUAUAUCAAAGGAGGCUGGAUUCUCCGUAAGGCUUGGAAAAUGUACAAUAAGUGCCACAGCGACAUCAGCCAGCUGCAGGACGCCUAUCAGCGGAGGUCCUCUGGGAACCAGGACUCCCUCUCAGCAGACAACGCCAACCACAAUACACCCGUGGAGAAUGGUGUCACAGCCGAAGCCCUGGACCGCCUCAAGGGCUCAGUCAGCUUCGGUUACGGCCUCUUCCACCUGUGCAUCUCCAUGGUGCCGCCACACCUGCUCAAGAUUAUCAACCUGCUGGGUUUCCCUGGGGACCGACUCCAGGGCCUCUCCUCCCUUAUGUAUGCAAGCGAGAGCAAGGACAUGAAGGCCCCUCUAGCUACGUUGGCCCUCUUGUGGUACCACACCGUAGUGCUGCCUUUCUUUGCUCUGGAGGGCUCGGAUACGCAUGCAGGGCUGCUGGAAGCAAAAGCUAUUCUGCAGAGAAAGUCGGUGGUUUACCCCAACUCCUCUCUUUUCAUGUUCUUUAAAGGACGAGUCCAAAGGCUAGAGUGCCAUAUCAACAGUGCUUUGGCCUGUUUCCAUGAUGCAUUAGAACUUGCAUCAGACCAAAGAGAGAUCCAGCAUGUGUGUCUCUAUGAGAUUGGCUGGUGUAGCAUGAUAGAGCUGAACUUUGAGGAUGCAUACAGGGCAUUCGAAAGACUGAAGAAUGAGUCUCGCUGGUCACAGUGCUACUAUGCGUAUUUGACCGGAGUGUGUCAGGGUGCUUCAGGAGACCUGGAUGGAGCAAGUGGAGUUUUCAAAGACGUGCAGAAGCUCUUCAAGAGAAAAAACAACCAGAUUGAGCAGUUUGCUGUGAAAAGGGCUGAGAGACUGAGAAAGAUGUCGCCCUCCAGAGAGCUAUGCAUUCUUGGCGUAAUCGAAGUUGUUUAUCUGUGGAAAGCACUGCAGAACUGCUCCUCAUCUAAACUGCAGAUAAUGAAUCAGGUAUUGCAGACUAUAGAUGACACUUCGUGCAGAGGCCUGAAACACCUCCUUCUCGGUGCCAUUCAUAAAUGUCAUGGAAAUAUGAGAGACGCUGUUCAGUCAUUCCAGCUGGCUGCUAGAGAUGAGUACGGACGACAGAUCAACUCAUACGUUCAGCCGUAUGCCGUCUAUGAGCUGGGAUGUGUACUCCUUGCAAAGCCAGAGACGGUGGGAAAAGGUAGAUCACUGCUACUUCAAGCAAAGGAGGAUUUUACAGGCUACGACUUUGAGAACCGGCUUCAUGUUCGCAUCCAUUCAGCCCUGGCCUCUUUGAAGGAAGUAGUGCCUGUGUGACUCCAGACAACUAUGAGCAUCAAUGGCUGAAUUUUUAAGCCGUUCAGAGUAACUGUUUGAUGUAUUAGUGAAGGAUUUGGGGAAAUACAUGUUUGUUACCCCACCCAGUCAGACUGACAACCAAGUGUCAUCAUAAAAAUAGCUAGUGUGGCUAUUACUAGCAGGCUUAAAACUAUGCCUAAAGUUUUCAAAGUUAUACUUUUAUAGAUGUAUAUUGUUAGCCAGCAAGUUAGCCACCAAAACCUAUGUUGUUGCUGCAUGGUGCAAGAAAUAUUAAAAACUUUAGGGCAGAUUAUUUUCAUUGUAUGAUGAGGUGAAUCAUAUACAUCAAGCUAAAAUCUAAAUAAGAAAUUCUGGGAGCUUUACGAAUGUGUUUCUUUUAGUUUACAUCCAGCUACGAUAGCUGUUUUCACCUCCAAGGCAUCCAUGUCCUGUUUCUGGAUAUGAUCCACGUAGAUGAAACUAAAUGAGUCCUUAUCCCUGGGGAAAAAUAACAAACAAACUCAUUUCCUCCAAUCUUUAACUGUUCCUUUAAGUGUUUUUCUCAUGCAUAUGUGUAAGCUAGCUUGUAACAGUGUACCUCAUUAACUUGUGUAUUUGGAUGACUUUAAUGAAGCCUCUCCCUUCAGUGAGCAGUUUACUCAGCACACAACCUCUUAAUGAGAGUGGAAUUCCUUCAAUAAUAGUUUUAAAAUGGAUAAGAUACAGUUAAUAUUGCUUUUACAUUUGUGCCAUCUCACUCCAACUAUAAAAAAGAAAAUGCUAAAUUAAAUUCAGUUGUUUUGUUUUUUUUACCACAUAACAUAUUGUGAACAGGAGUGAGUAAAAUGUAAUAUUUGAUAUAUUUAAUACAUUCUUAUACAGACAGAUGACAAAUUAAUGGAAAGAGAGCAGUGGUGUUUCUAUCGUGUCACCUUUCGGAAUUUUUUUUUAAAAAAUCAGCAGUUUUGAAUAAAAAAGCAACAAAGCUGAAUUUUAGUAACUGACGGUUCAGCACUAUGACAUCAGCAACGGCCCCUCUGUGGUUAUGUUCUUCGCAAGUGGGCCCUGAGGGGAUCCAAGAGAGGUACUUGCGCUCUUAUUAACCUUACGCGACAUUGUAAACACAAAAAGCAAAAACAGUCUUGUCUCGGAGCUAUACAAAAAGAAAAAACCCGUCAAAAUGUGCCUGGAAAUGAUAGAUAAUAACUAGACUCUGCAGGAGCUACGCUCGGUGCGACCUACGCCAUAGUCACAUAAACCGGAAGUCAGAGGGGGGGGGAUCCAAGAGAUCUGUUAUGCUGUGGAAGCUUAUUUUGAUGUCUUGGUUUUGAUUCACUUGUCCUCUUAGAGAUAUGAAUCACUGCAACUACUUCAAAAAACUGCUCAAAUAAACCCUAGAUUUUUGCAUUUCAGUACGGCUUUAUCCUAUAAUGAAACAGUUUAAUCCUUAAAGGCGAUUCCAGGGUGACAGUGCCUCCAUCUAUAAGACAUGAGGGUCACAGAGUUGAUCGAUAAGUACAAAUAUCAUGCGAAUCCCAUCGUAUGGCCUCAUUAAUUACUAAUAUUGGCUUUUCCUUUAAUUUGUCACCUGUCUGUAAAUUAUUAAAUAGCUUGCUAAUGUUUCAACUGUCACUUCAGUGUUAAAAUCGUGCUUUUGGUGACUAAAUUUUAGUAAUCUGCCUGUGGACUUUGAACAAAAUGGACAUUGAAACGAGUCAUACCUUAUCACACAGUUUCAUUACUAUUCACAGUGGAAAUAAACUAGCAAACUAACAUGGGAAUAGUUAAAUAACGUCACCGGUCACCUAAUCUUACAGCGGCUCAAGUAGCUGGAACUUUAACAAAUGAGACGACCACACUUCACAAUGCCCUCAUGGUGUUGCUAUGUGAAGACACUGGGCGUGGCUCCUGUGCACUAUGCAUGGCAUGGCAGGGUAACAGUGGCUUUAAGACUGUACUGAAGUCAAAUGUACCUGUGUGUCCAGUCCUGCAUAUAUAUAUAUGACGGUAUUAUAAUACAGUACCUUCAGUGCUGUCAUGUUACCUCUUGAAAGGUGCUGCUAAAUGUCAGCGUAAUAAACAUAUAUUACUAGUGACUUCUUUUGUUAGUGUUUUAGUGAUUGAAGCUUUUGAAUUAGUUCUUAAUAGUGGCAAGUUUAUAUAUUACAUAAGAGGAGGUGCACUUUUUACAAGCAGUAUUUAUGCUGUUUUUAGUUUGACUGCUGUGAUGGCUGGCGUUAGCAGCUGAAUUGACUCAGUAUGAUCUUGUAUUGGACAAAGAACAUUGGUGAGAGUGGUUUUGACAACCUUUUUAACCAGUUUAACACUGUACAUAUGAAAACUUCUGUGCAGAGAACUGCCUUUUAUGAACAAGCACUCCGAGGCUUUUGUUAUCCGAGCAAUACAAGCAAAUGAAGGGUAUCAUAUAGUCAUUUAAAAAGGCUUUCCACACCGACUCUGUGUUUUUCAUCACAUCACAUUGUAAAAUUAAAGGUUUAUUUUGCUGACAUACCUGGUAAGACAGUGCUAGUCAUCCCUUGUGGCUGUGAUGGAUAUAACAUGUGGUAAAUGUUGAGCAGUUGAAUGCAUCCAGUACUUCUGUCACCGAAAGAUUUUCUUUUGUCACGAGAUUAUGUUGGAAUUAAAGUUACAAGUCUGGAUGAUGGUGUUCAAAUGUGUCACUGAACAAUAAACUGUUCUCCAUUAAUCCAGGUAAA